AUGCCACGUAAGCUACGUAAGAAUAUACGUAAGAGGAAGGGAGCAUUGAAACAUCCAAUAGUAAAACUGACACCACAACAACAGUUGCAACAACAAAUGCUGAAUGACCCCACUAUGUUGCAACAAAUGUCAAGCAACCCUAUGCUUUUAAACCGAGUUAUUGGUGCACAGAGUGGAGGUUUAAGAGCGGCACUUUUAGCGAAAAUGGCAGGCUAUGGUGGAGCUGCAGACGGAACAGCUUAUAACCCUCAAAGUCAAAUGAAUUUGAGUUCACUCAAAAAUCAAAUAACAGAUGUCAAAAAGUCAAACAUAGACAUACAGAAACAAAUAAGUGAAAACGAAAAGAAACUAGAAUAUGACAGACACACAAAGAAACUCAAUGAGUUAAACGUAGAGAAAAAGAAGAAAGAAGAACAACUGAAAGAACUAAGUACAGAGGAAUAUGCGAAAAAAGUGUCAGAAAAAGCAGCAGAAGUAGCAAAAAUGGAACAAGAUGUUAUAAAUUUGAAAAACCAUACUACUCAAUAUAAAGUACUGAAAGAUGAAGAAAUAAAACAAAAAGCCCUGAAGACAUAUAUGGAUAGCGAUGAGUAUAAAAAAGAAGUUGAAGCAAAUGUAAAGGCAGAAAAACUUUUACAGUUGCAAAACCAAACCGUACAGUAUGAAAACUUAGCACAAGAAAGUAAAAAUAACGACGCAGCCAUGCAAAAGGCAAUGAAAAGCGCAGAAUAUAUAAAAGCUAAUAAUGACUGGUUAGACGCCCAAGCCAACGCUAAAGCAGCCCAACUUAUAGGGUCAAUAAGGACAAAAAUACAAGCGGAUGAAGACAGUUCAAAUGAAGCUUUAACGAAUGCUGACUUUAAGAACGCCUUCGAAGCUCUUCAUAGUAAGGUGAAACUAGUGAACGACUUCUCAUCUGGAAAGAAACUGAAGUCUGAAGGUUUCGACAAAGAGUUAAAAGAAGUAGCACAAAAUAUGACGAAAAUAACAGAUGCAGCAACGAGACAGGCAGUUCAAAGUGCCCAUGACGCCGUUAGAACAGCUGUUGUGGAAAGUCAAGAAAAAGAGUUACAACAGACCAAAAGAGACCUAGUAAAUGCUUUCUUAAGAACGAAAAGUCAGGUAGGACAUUAUGCUGCAGAUGGAACAUAUGUGCCAGCUGGUGGAACUUAUAUACCAGCUGGUGGAACUUAUAUACUAGCUAGUGGAACUUAUAUACCACCAAACCCUCCAAGAGAAGCACCUGCACCAGGACUACCUAAAACAUUUACAUCGUCACAUGGACACAGACACAGGCAUGCACCAAAACCAACACAACAACCAACAGUUCAAAAUCCAGCACCACAACAACAACAACAACCAGCACAACAACCACCUCCACAACCAGCACAGCAACCAACAGUUCAAAACCCUGCACAACAACCACCUCCACAACCAGCACAGCAACCAACAGUUCAAAACCCUGCACAACAACCACCUCCACAACCAGCACAACAACCACAAACAGAGCAAGGACAUAAAAGAAGUAGAGAACAAGGAAACCAAGAUUUCUUAAAAAUGCUUAAGGAAGAAUAUGGUUACCCAGAUACUCUUGACUUUAGUGACAGAUAUAAAGAAGCUAUUAGAAAGUUCAAGGAAGGAAAUACAGACCCGAACCUAUUUAGCUUUAUGGUUCAGCACCAAAUGGGAUAUAAUUUCAAACCUGGAAAAUACAAGCUCGCUAAGGGAUAUGAUUUAAUAGCAUAUCAUCCAAAUGACAUGAACGAAUUUACUCCGAGAUAUUUGGUGUCAGAGCUAAAUGACAAUUCAACUCUCUUCAUGAAACGCGUAAAAAAUAGAGACGGAACGAAAGAAGAAAG
Trichomonas vaginalis G3 is the source of this 1859-nucleotide messenger RNA. Its product is annotated as protein of unknown function, DUF4106 family. The transcript has a single exon. The record is from RefSeq and is a predicted model, not a curated record. The annotation marks the transcript as partial. NCBI's taxonomy places the organism in Eukaryota, Parabasalia, Trichomonadida, Trichomonadidae.